AUGUAAUAAUAAUAAGUAAAAAAUAAAGAUAGAGAAAAAAUUGAGUUGUAUUUUUCAGGUAGAGGAUUAGCUGAUAAGGAUGUAUUAUCUUAAAGCGACCCUUAAUGCUAUAUCUAUCUAAAGGAAGGAUAGGAUGGAUAGGAACGUUUAAUUGGCAAGACCGAAGUUAAAGAUAACAAUCUCAAUCCUGAUUGGAAAGUAUCAUUAUUUAAAUGACUCUAGACAUCAGUUGUAUUGGAUUUUAUAUUUGAAGUCAAUCAGUUUUUAAGGAUUGUUGUCAUGGAUCAUGAUGGGAAGAAUGUUGAAAAUGAUGACAUUAUAGGCUCUUUAAAUGUACAAUUUAAAUAUGAAAUUCAAUUAGACAACUAUUGGAGCAGUUAUGGGAUCCAAAAAUCAAAUAUAUCUAGGAUAACUAACUCAUAAUCAUAAAAAGACAGGCAGAUUAAUUAUUAAAGCUGAUAAUAGAAAGGAAAUUGGAGAAGAGAACUAAAUGAUUUGUUGGUAAUGGAAUGCCACGAAAGUUAAAAAUAUGGAUGGUUGGUUUGGUGUUUCUGAUCCAUUUCUGAGAUUUUUAAAGUGGCAUAAAAAUAGUGAUUGGCUAUUGGUACAUGAAACGGAGUUUAUCAAGAACAAUGAAAAUCCAACAUGGAAACCAUUUGAAAUACCUCAUGAUAAAUUGCAUGAUGAGAAUCCCUAAUAACCAUUUAAAAUUGAACUUUGGGAUAACUAAACAAAUGGAAAACACCAGUUCAUUGGGGCAAUUGAAGUUACAAUUGAAUAAAUAAUCUUUAAGGAAAUUCAUUAAUUUGUAAUUAAAACACCAAAAGGAGUAAAUUACCUUCUCUUAUUAUAUAGGAUCUUGGUGGAAAUUUAGGAGUGAAAUUUAUUGAGAAAAAGGAUUUUGCUCUUUAAAUGGGAGAUUAGCAUACUUUUAUUGAUUAUUUAAAAGGAGGAGAUUAAAUUAAUCUAAUUAUAGCUAUUGAUUUCACAGGUUCUAAUGGAGAACCCUCAAGUCCUCAUUCUUUACAUUAUAAUGACCCUGAACAUUUAAAUUAAUAUCAAAAUGCGUUAAAAUAAGUGGCUGAAAUUUUAUUAAAUUAUGAUUAUGAUAAGAAGGUGCCACUUUAUGGAUUCGGUGGAGUACCAUCACUGCCUAAUUAUAAAAAAACUAGUGUGGAACAAUGGUAAAAUAUAAUUUAUCGAUAGCUUCCCUUUAAAUGGCAAUCAAUCUGACCCUGAAGUAUUUGGAUUGGAUGGCAUUAUGAGCACAUAUUCAAAUGCCCUUAAUCAUAUUAAUUUAAGUGGCCCAACUAUUUUUGGUCCAGUUAUAGAAAAUGCUCUUGAAAUUUCAAAGGCUAAUCUUAAAAAAGAUAUUUAUUCAGUUUUACUUAUAAUGACAGAUGGACAAAUAGAUGAUAUGAAUCAUUGCUUAAAACUGAUUAGAAAAGCAUAUCGAUUACCCUUAUCAAUUAUUAUAGUUGGAGUAGGCAAUGCUAAUUUUAAUAUGAUGGAAUAAUUAGAUGGGGAUGAUGCUUAGCUUGAAAGAGAUCUUGUUUAAUUUGUUCCUUUUAUAAAGCAUUCUCAAUAGCCAGGUGAGCUAGCAAAGGAACUUUUAGCAGAACUACCUGAUUAAUUUUUGAGAUUUAAAAAGUUGAUUGGUAAGAAACCAAAUCCAUCUAAAGAAAUUGAUUUAAGUUAAAUUAAUUGA
Messenger RNA from Paramecium octaurelia, 1708 nucleotides. Lineage: Eukaryota; Ciliophora; Oligohymenophorea; Peniculida; Parameciidae. The record is from the annotation of a GenBank genome assembly.